Molecule: messenger RNA, 2800 nt
Organism: Patiria miniata (bat star)
Lineage: Eukaryota; Metazoa; Echinodermata; Asteroidea; Valvatida; Asterinidae
Product: NXPE family member 3-like
Exons: 4
Coding region: 1-1809 (602 amino acids)
Source: RefSeq, a predicted model, not a curated record
AUGCGCCUGAAAUCCCGCAAACCCUUUUGGUUCUCAGCCAAGUCCCUUGACGACACCAACUUCGACCCAAAGUCAGAGUGGACAGAUGUCAACAUUGCCAACAGAGAGCUCCUUUUCAGAUCCUACAUCGGAGCCACCUGCAUGGCUUCAACCAGCAUUAUUGCAGAUGAAAAUCCUCAAGUGAAGCAUCAUCCCCACUACCCUCCUCCUCCCAAGCGAAUAGCAUCUCCUCCAAAAAGAAGAUCUCAUCAUUCAAAAACCUCAGCUGAUCGCAACGCUGAUGCGGAUGAGAGAGGCAAGGUCUGCUUCGGGCCGGUUACCAACCACUCCAGUCCCAAACCGUGGAACAAAUGCAAGAGGACCUUCGUUGAACCUAACGUCACGCUGGUGUCCCCACCAUGGGACAAUGUAACGUUAGGCGAUACCAUCCACUACCGGAUCGAGUCCAACCUCGCCCUGGACCGUCACUGCGUGUCCGGUGGGAACUUCUGGUUCGCCGUACUGGCGUCUGCCAGAGGUGAACCUGAGGCGAGCUGCGGUUGCUUCGUAGUAGACCACUGCAACGGUUCCUAUGAUCUCUUCACGGUAGCUGCCUGGGCCGGGAAAGCCAACCUGAACCUCACCCUGGUGCACACCGGCGAGGCGGUAAACCAUCUCAGGAAUGUGGUGUGGCCUGCUAAGGAUAGGGUGUCUUUCAUUGGCUUUUACCACCCAGACAACGUCACGGACGAAAAGUGGCCGCGAACCGGUUGUAACUUCAGGGGCCCCGGCAACUGGACGGGUUUAUGUGAGUAUGAACAUCCUAAAGCGAUGGGGGAUACGAGGCUGGUGUGCGAGAAUAAAGAUAAUGUGCCGUGUGAGACCCUCUACCGCAUGAAAGGCCACGGUGCUAGAAUAGAAGGCAGUGUGUCCAGACUUACAAAGAACGUGACCUAUCUUUUUGCCAGUCCCAACAGCUACACUCCGGUAUCAUGCUCCUCCAACUCCUCCUACACUCCCGUAUGCUCCUCCAACUUGACAAUUAAAGGAACCGGUGAAUUGGUCAGGAAGGAUUUACCACGCUGUCGUCCUGACCAGCCCAUUCCGAAAUUCCAAGGAUACUGGAAGGACGGUGUGUGGCACUCCUUACUCUGCGCCAUGAGGACGGACUGGUUGGAAAAGAAGCAACUGGGACAGUGCCUACAGAACAAGCGACUUGUGCUCCUUGGGGACUCUACCACCAGGCAGUGGUUCACUGCUCUGAGUAGGCUGAUUGGUGUCCGUGGGGUUAAGCCGCCUGGUGACAUAUACUGCUGCCAUAUGGUCCGGGUCUAUGAGGAACUCAACCUAACCAUGUGGUUCCAGAUCCACCCCCACGUUCUGGCCAGCUACGCCGUGGACGUCAAAGACACCAUGUUUGAGGUGGAUGUCUUCGAUGGGUUGGACGACCCGGCAUGCAAUUACAUCGUUGUGAUCAGUCCCUGGGCUCACUUCACACAGUGGACCCAUCACAGCUACCUUACCAGGACUAAGCUGAUACGAGAGGCGGUCAUUCGCUUCCGUAAGAGGUGUCCGGAUGUGCCAAUUGUCGUCAAGGGACCGCAUCCUAGGAAUCAUAAGACCUCCUCUGCCAUUAUUUAUGGAAGUGAUUAUCUCAUCUGGCAGGUGGGCUUGAUUAACCAAGAAACCUUCCACGGCAUAGGCGUGUGGUUCUUACCACUGUGGGACAUCAAUCUAGCUUACCCAAAAACAAACAAUGUUCACAUGCCCAUGGAAGUUGUCAGAGAAGAGCUUAAGAUGUUACUCGGCUUAGUGUGUGAGAAACACUAAUGGCUACUUAGAACGCAUCACUUAGUGUGUGAGAAACACUAACAGCCAGUUAGAACACAUUAAUUUAGUGUGCGAGAAACACUAUAGCUAUUUAGAACACAUUACAGUGUGCAAGAAAAACUAGUAGCUAGUUAGAACACAUUACUUAGUACGUGAGAAACACGAAUAGCGAGUUAGAACACAUAACAUGUAUUUAGUGUGUGAGAAACACGAAUAACCAGUUAGAACACAUUACAUGUACUUCUGAGUGUGUUAAAAACACUAGCAGCUAGUUAGAACACAUUACCUAGUGUUAAAAACACUAGCAGCUAAUUAGAACACAUUACUUAGUGUUAAUAAAACACUAGUAGCUAGUUAAAGCACAUUACACAUAGGCAUUGGCACAAUUAUUUCCUACAGGAACACAUUGCUGAAAGGGUCAUGAAGAGGUACCGAGAGCCCUGCAAACAUGUCUAGAUACUUUUAUCACUACCUCUAGUGCCUUCCAGAUACUUCUAGUAACUUCUGGCAGAUUCAAGAAACAGACUAGUCUCAGUUGUCCAGAAUAGUUACCUUGACAAAAACAAAGCAGCAGUUUAUUUUCUCUGCAAGAAAACUCCCAUUAAUUUACAUUACUAAGGGCCGCCUGUGUACAUUUUGCCAACAGGGGAGGAAGCUUAUUUGUGUUCUCGAGUUUGGCAAUGGUGGCACAAUAAAAAUGGUUGUCAAGUAUUGGCUAGGAACUAACUUGCCAAAACCAAAUUGACAAUUCUGCUGCUCAUGUGCCAUGCUUGAGAGAACGCUGCACAUCAAACUGCUUCUUUGACCAAAGGCAUGUUCAUUAAUUUGCACUCGCACCUCAAAUUUAGGAACAUACUGCGAUACGUGCCUAGGUGUUUUCACCUCAGUUAUGUCUUUUCUAACUGUGGUUGCUGAAUGAGUCUUUAAGCCUAACCAGAAACCCUGCUGAACACAGCCAUAUGCAACACUUGAAAUGCCUGCUCAUGUGUAG